Molecule: messenger RNA, 1188 nt
Organism: Trichomonas vaginalis G3
Lineage: Eukaryota; Parabasalia; Trichomonadida; Trichomonadidae
Exons: 1
Coding region: 1-1188 (395 amino acids)
Source: RefSeq, a predicted model, not a curated record
AUGGGUAAUAUUAAUGAUUUGUUUACUAAUGAUAAUAAGGAUGUUGUUUUCGGAAACAGAUAUUCACUUGGAUCAAGAAGAACUUCAAUUGUAGAUAAUGUUGGCAAAUUGAAAGAUGAUUUAUUUUCGGCUUGUUUGGCAGCCGGAUGUAUUCCAUCAUAUAAUUAUUGGAAUGAUCCUACCUAUAUGGAAAAAAAUCUGAAGCAAUCUUUUGAAUUAUACCUUCCAAUAUAUGAAGAGCUAUAUCACAACCACUCAUUUAUGGCCAACGGAUAUAACAAGUUUUCAAACGCACCAAGUACUUUUUACUCUACAUGGUGUGCAAGAGAUGGAAGUGGUCAUUGCUUUGCAUCAUUUCUGAUGGGUUCUCCAGGUAAAUUUACAGUUGAUGUUCAAGAUGUGAAAUCAUGUAAGUUUACAGCCCCUGGUACAUCUUGCGAGGUAAAAGGAACUAACAAAGUUCAAGUUGGUACAACUAUUCCAUAUAGAACAGUUGUUGUUGAAUAUUGGACAAGUUACAUGUAUGAUCCAGUUCUUUUCCCUGAUGAAGAUCCAACGCCAGAAACUGCUGAACCUGAAGAAGAACCACCAGAAGAAAUUCCAGAACCAGAUCCAGUACCAGAAGAAGAAGAUUCAGAACCAACACGCGAAGAACAGCCAGAAGAAGAACCAGAAGACAAUCCAGAUUCAGAACCAACACGCGAAGAACAGCCAGAAGAAAAGCCAGAAGAAAAACCAGAAGAUAAGCCAGAAGAAAAACCAGAAGAUAAGCCAGAAGAAAAACCAGAAGAGCCUAAACCUACUAUUGAAGAGCAUAAGCCAUCAGAAAACUCAGAGUCUGUCUCAACUCAUAAUGUUGGUGCUGAUGGAGGAGAUAUUGAUAAAAAGAAGCAAAAGAAGAAUGGAAUCAUCAUUGGAGCUGUUGCCGGUGGACUCCUGUUCUUAGCUCUCCUUGCAACAACACUAUUUUUCGUUCUUGCAAAGAAGAGAGAUGAUAGCGAAGAAGAAGAAGAGCAGAUGGAUCAAGUCCAAGUUGAUGAUGCUGAAGAUGGCACGGUCAUCGAUCCAGACAUGAUGUCAAUGCAAGUUGAUAGUAGCCAAUCACUUCAGAAUAUCAGUAAUUAUAUUGAUUCUGUCAUGAUUGGUGAUGAAGGAGAAAGUAUUGAUUUUAAUGUUCCUCAAGAAUAA